UACAGUAAGUAGCAGGUAAUACAAAUCAUACACUUCACACAAGAUCAUAUUUAAAGCCCAGAAAGUCUAAAUGUUGUUUCUUUGAGUAUUCUUCAUGAGCUAAAGCCCCAGAUCGUCUUGUGGAAUGAUUCUCUGUUUAUAUCCAAGCUGUUUUUCAGAGAUUUGAAAACACCUUUAGGCUGUGGAUUUAGUUUUGGUGGAAAAGUGUUAAAAUAACACUUGUAACAAAAUGCCAUUGUUCGUGAAGUAUGCAGGUGCAAAAGCCGGUACGUUCAGAAGAACUCACCACAGCCUCACAACAAAGUCACUGGCAUGGUGACAAUUACCAACAAACAUAAAAAGCCAGCAACUCAGUAGUGGAGGAACAAACCAAACAUGUUUUACAAGCUUUAAAUGAACUGAGCCUUCUGUGUAAUCUAGAAGAAUAAUAAGAGGAGUUUGUGGGGUUUUUUUUGUUCUCCUCUCUGCAACAAUCUUCUGGGACCUAAAUUGUUUUGUGUACGACUCUGAAGUGAGUUAUUCCUACUGUAUUUCAGUUUAUGGGUUGGUUAUCUUAUUUCAUCUUUCUUCUGGCAUGUUUUCUUUUUUCUUUUUUUUUUUCAGUUUGGGUUCUUGGUUGGAUUCUUUAGAAAACACCAGCUUUGACACCAGAUGGAGGAGGAGUUGAUCUGUGGAGCCUGCAACAUGGUGUUUCGCUCCAAUGAACUGCUCGGGAAACAUACAGCACUGUUCUGCAUCGGUAGCGAGGUCAACGGUGGAGGUGUGGACCCUAAACAGACGAGAACCCCUGAUCUUAGUCAGGUAAACACCUCAGCAGGUAUGGCCUCAACACAGCUGAAUCAACACAAGUAUACACAAAUGAGGGGUCAGAGGAGGAACGUCAUCAGGCGGAGGAGUGUUGACGCCGAGCCAAAGGCAGGAAAAGCAGAAGACAAAGCAGCAAGCAGUCAGACGGACGGAGCUGCUGUGCAAAAUCUGACCGACGAGGCAAGUGGGUGUCAUCUGGGUCACAGUGAGAGACUGAGGGAGAUGAGGGAAAUGGCGACGCUCCACGAGCGACAACUGGCCCUGAUACAUGCUCACAACCAGCAGCUGGAGCAGCAAAGAGAUGAGCUGGCCCAGCAGGUAAGUGUCCUGUCUGAGCAGAGCAACGCAACUCACCUGGAGAGUCUGCUGAUGGAGCUGAGAGAGCAGGAGGAGAGGAACGAGGAAACACUGCAACAACUUGCUGAACAUCUCCAUGCAUUACAUGUGCAAAAGGUCCCUGUACCUGCUGAUCAGCCAGAUCCGGGCAAGAACAAAAAGAUGCAUCAUGAAAACUACGAGCUCAUUUCCUCUGUAGCCGGCCCUCUCUCUACCCAGAUAAAAGCCUUGCAACAGGCAUACGUCCAGUCAGGUGGGUCAGAUCCAGUCAUUGUGGCACAGAUGAUUGACCUGCAGUCACAAGCCCAAAGUCUGGAGAAGAACCAAUCAGCAGCGUCCACCAAGGCCAGGAAGAAGACCACAUCAUUGUCAUCCUCGUUUCCAGAGUUGAAGCCUUGUCAGCGGUGUCCGAGCCUGGAGUUGCUGGUUUUGGAGCAGGAGAACCAGAGGCUGGAGGAGGAGAUCCUCAGGAUCCAGCUGGCCAGAGAGAGAAACCAUGACUAUGAAGGUGGCCGUUCAGCAGCAGCGAGGACUGAGCUCAGGCUGAUUCAGAGGGAGAAUCUCCAGCAGCUUUCCAGUUUACAGGCAGAGAUGGAGAGAGGCAAAGAAUCUCCCUGGCCCUGGAGACAGCCUCCUCCUCCACCUCCACCUCCCCGUCCACUCCCACUCCAAACCAAGACUCACAUUCAUGCACCUCUUUCACUGGUGAGGUCCUGCUCCUCUCUGUCAGGAAGAGGCAAGAUGGACCCACUGGACUCUCUGGAUCCAGCACCCUACAACCCAGCAGCUGGUUUUGUGGUUUUCUUUGACCUGGUUCUGGGACUUGAUGCCUCUCUGAAGGCGUUGCGUCUGGUAGCAGCUGUCUACUCAGAGGGUCUGCAAGUGGGACCUCCGACUCCGCUGCCCCCUGUCCAGUGCCUUCGGGGAGUAUCCCUGCCUUACAGUCACGGCCUCACCCCUGGAAACUGUGCACUCCUGUCAGUCAAACAGCCUGCACCCAGGAUCCAGCCGUCACCCUCCCUCUGUCUGGUGGUGGAGGUGCAGGCAGCAAGCAAUCUGGAUGUUUAUAACCAGGAGGUGUUCAAAAUGGCGUCCUGUGGCUGGACACAACUGGAACUCUUUGAUCAAUACAACCAGCUUCGUAGCGGCCACUGGAGGGUGCCAGUGCGCAGGCUGCCUAUUAAACCUUCACUAAGCAUUGCCCAGCUCAACUCAGUACCGCAGGUGGGCAACAUGGAGCUGUGUGUACGUUUGGUCAAUGGUCGAGAUGGAGACGUGCAGACCCUUGCAAAGCCUGACCCGACCAGCACCGGGCACUAUAAAUACCCAGCUGUGGUAGGUUAAGAGGGGACUUAAGAGGGGAUCCAGUUUUUUUAAAAAAAUAGUCAAUUUAACUGUUCUGUACUAGAAGCCAACUUAUUGGAAGCAAUUAUAGCUAAAUAAUUUUGUUUUGAGUUAUGCACAAGAGACAGGGUAAUUGGAGUCAUUUGAUCAUUGCUGCAAUGUAAAGAAAGAUCCUCUUUGUCAUCUUUACGCAUAAAAGUGUCACUACUGAUAAGUCUACAUAUGUACGAAGAUUUUGUACAUUGUAAAUCCUCUAUAGAGAAAAGGCAGUACAGCAAUGUAUUACAGGAAAUGCAAGUAAUGGUUUUCAUAACAACUUACAUAUUACAUACAUAACAUAUUUGGACAAACAAAUGCAAUUUUACCCUCGACAACAAUACGAGUGUCACCUAUGGAUUCUGUGUCUUUGGAAGCAAGUGCAUGUUACUUUUUUUAUUUUAUUUUUUUUUAAUGUGCUGUUGGGUUUACCUCAUGUCUCCAUACAGGUGUCCCCUCUCCCUGCGACUGUCCACAGAAAUGCAUCACUGCCGGUUUCAGCUCCACCGCCCACAGGAGCAGAUGAGCUCUCCUCCCUGCUGACCUCGACUGAUCACAGAGACCCUCCACCCACAGAUGAAGCCAGUCACAGUUGAAAGAGACAGACAUGGCAUGCAGAAAACAUCUUUACAAUGAGGGUUUAUCAGAUAUGUCAAAUGUCAAACUUUGAUUACCUUGCAAAAGUGUAAACAAGGGCUCCUCUUACUUUCCUUUUGGUGCAGUUGAAAGACGCAGGGGUCCACAGUUGAAGCGGAGAUAUACAGGACAGCUCGUAAGAUGAAUUCAGCAGCACAUUGAUGGAAAAGAGCACAUGAAAUUUAACAAUGUCCUACAUUAAAAUUAAGCGGUACAUACGGACAAAAGUAAAUUUGACAUCUGUGACCAACCAUAAAUCAACUGAAACAAAAUUAAUCAAUCAACUGAAGUGUCAAAUGCUCACAAGGUCCUUGAACCCAUGGUGAUGUUUUCAAUUUCUUUUAUUCCCCCUACAGUCUAAAACUUAAUGUUCAAUUUACCAUUUUAGAAGAUUCUAAGAAAACCAAAAAUAUACAUUUUAAAAAAAGGUCAGGUUUUGUGGUGCUGUGAGCCCAGUUAGAUGAUUGACAAUCAUUGCAGAUUGUCUGCAUAUAGACUGUAGCAGCUUUUGUUGGGUUGGAGCAUUCACUCAGUUAUUGUACACUCAAAUUACAUAGAGAAAUUCUUGUAGCAAAAAGCCUAUCAACUAGAGAUAUUCUCAAUUUAUGACGUUAUUACAUAUUUGCUGUAUGAAUAUCAUUAACCCGAGUAACUUAAAGUAAGACGACACAUUCAGGUGUGGCCACGAAACUAUCAGUGCACAUUUAAUUUCUUCUGACAGGAAGAGCUGCAGUCAGUGUUUGUCCCACAAGUGCUCCUUCAUUGAUUAUCCUGAAGGUCACGGUGGGGUAGGGCGGGCCAAUUUCUAACCACCAAUUAACCUAAUGUGCAUAUCUCUGGAUAGUGGGAGGAAUCCUGAGUACCUGGAGGGAACCCACAUAGGCACGAGAACAUGGAGACUCCACACACAGAGGCCCCAGCCCACCGAGUCACAA
This is a messenger RNA of Seriola aureovittata, 4094 nucleotides long. It is a transcript of the gene ccdc17, whose product is annotated as coiled-coil domain containing 17. The record is from RefSeq and is a predicted model, not a curated record. The coding region runs from base 652 to 2487 and encodes 611 amino acids. NCBI's taxonomy places the organism in Eukaryota, Metazoa, Chordata, Actinopteri, Carangiformes, Carangidae. The transcript is spliced from 14 exons.